UUUUUCACUUAUUUUUCUUUGGUCUCCAGGGACAAUCAGACUAGACAAAUACAAGAUGCUGUUUCAAAUGUGGAAAAACAUUUUGGUGAAUUGUGCCAAAUAUUUGCUGGAUAUGUACGUAAAACUGCCAGACUACGAGACAAAGCAGAUCUUCUAGUAAAUGAAAUAUAUGCAUAUGCAGCCACGGAGACACCAAACUUAAAAGUUGGACUGAAAAACUUUGCAGAUGAAUUUUCCAGACUUCAGGAUUAUCGCCAGGCAGAGGUUGACAGGCUUGAAGCCAAGGUUGUUGAACCUCUGAAAAGUUACGGGACCAUAGUGAAACUUAAAAGGGAUGAUCUUAAAGCAACUUUAACAGCAAAGAACCGAGAAGCCAAGCAAUUAUCUCAACUGGAAAAGACACGUCAGCGGAAUCCAUCAGAUCGACACAUUAUUUCACAGGUGAGUGUUUCAGAAGAGAAAAUAACUGCCAUUGUGCAAACUAUGCAGGUUCUGCAAGUUUAGACAUCUCACUCUACAACAAACAAAUUCCUUUCCCAACACAUCUGCGCACAAAAUCUGGCCCGUCUAUUUAAGAUGGAUUGAGAAGAUAUAUUUGAUUUAUCAUAGAAAUAACAUACUGUAUUUGUAUGUGUAAUGGCUGCUUAUGCAUAACAGCUGCCUUCAUUUACAGAGAGUGACUGAGUGUAGUAAUUGAGAAUACACAAAAAUGUCUUUUCUUGCUCGUUUCCCUCCUGUGUUUUGGGCAAAAUCAAGAAAGGGAGACGAACAUGUGACCUUAUGUACUACUAAAGAUCAUUAACUAGUUUGUUUGCCCAGUUAAUGGCAGAAUUGUGUCUAUGACUUUAAGCCAUUUUUGUAAGGAGAUUGUUUCAA
Pelecanus crispus (Dalmatian pelican) is the source of this 876-nucleotide messenger RNA. The record is from RefSeq and is a predicted model, not a curated record. NCBI's taxonomy places the organism in Eukaryota, Metazoa, Chordata, Aves, Pelecaniformes, Pelecanidae.